Molecule: messenger RNA, 906 nt
Organism: Magnusiomyces paraingens
Lineage: Eukaryota; Fungi; Ascomycota; Dipodascomycetes; Dipodascales; Dipodascaceae
Exons: 1
Coding region: 1-906 (301 amino acids)
Molecular function (GO): phosphoglycolate phosphatase activity; alkaline phosphatase activity
Source: RefSeq, a predicted model, not a curated record
AUGACUCAAACUGUUGCUAAAAUCACAACCCCUGCGCAAGUCGAAGAAUUUCUUGCGCAAUACGAUGAUUUCCUCUUUGAUUGUGACGGUGUUCUCUGGUCAGGAAAUCACUUGCUCCCAUCUGUAGUUGAAACUCUGGAAUUCCUUCGCUCACGUGGUAAACGUUUGAUUUUCGUCACCAACAACUCAACCAAGUCUCGCAAAGCUUACACAUCCAAAUUUGCAAAGUUUGGAAUCACUGUAUCCAAAGAUGAAAUCUUUGGCUCAGCAUAUUCAUCAGCAAUUUACCUUUCUCAAGUUCUUAAGUUCCCCAAAGACAAGAAGGUUUUGAUAGUUGGCGAGGCUGGAAUGGAAGAAGAGCUUGCAGAAGUUGGAAUCCAAACUGUGGGUGGAACAGAUCCUUCGUUACGCAAGGUGGAAGCCUCUGAUGAGGACUUGGCCAAUUUGGCAUAUGAUCCAACCAUUGGUGCUGUUUUGUGUGGUCUUGAUUUCCAUAUUACAUAUUUAAAGAUGGCCAAUGCUCUUGUUCAAAUUCAAAACCCAAGCACUCUAUUUCUUGCCACAAAUAUUGAUUCAACUUUCCCCACCCAUGGUAAGUUGCUUCCUGGAGCUGGCACAAUUGUGGGAACCUUGGUUACAUCGUCGGGCCGCACACCAGUGUCGUUGGGUAAGCCUUCGGGUGCCAUGAUGGAUAGCAUUAAGGCCAAGUUUAAGUUUGAUGCUGAGCGUGCUUGUAUGGUUGGUGACCGGCUUAACACAGACAUUGCAUUUGGACGGGCCGGUGGACUCGGGACGUUGCUUGUAUUGACAGGUGUGACGAAGGAAUCUGAACUUGAAGGUGAGCCUCCAGUGGUGCCUGCGUACGUGAUUGAUAAGCUUGGGUCGUUGUAUGAGUACCUUCACUAA